Molecule: messenger RNA, 256 nt
Organism: Candidula unifasciata
Lineage: Eukaryota; Metazoa; Mollusca; Gastropoda; Stylommatophora; Geomitridae
Source: the annotation of a GenBank genome assembly
UUAAAGUAACAGGGUCUAGCAACCCCGACCCAGUCAGCAACGAGGUGCAGGAGAUGUUUAAAAUAGUUCUGUUUGUCGCCAUCUGCGGAAUUCUGAGUUUAUUCGGAAUUGGGGCAAACGUGACGAAUAUAAUCGUCUUCAUCAAACAAGGAUUUAAAGACAGCAUCAACAUCAGUUUGUUAGGUUUGGCAGUAGGGGAUCUUGGCUGUGCAUUGACUAUGGUCUGGGUGAGCAUUGGUUUCAGCCCGCUUCUAAC